AGCCCCGCCGGCCCCCGCGGACUGGCGGGCGGGCGGCGCGGCACUCGGGCACCGGCGCGCGCUCCCAGCCAGCCGCCGCGAGCCCGCCAGCCGGGGCCAUGGGCUGCGACGGCCGCGUGUCGGGGCUGCUCCGCCGCAACCUGCAGCCCACGCUCACCUACUGGAGCGUCUUCUUCAGCUUCGGCCUGUGCAUCGCCUUCCUGGGGCCCACGCUGCUGGACCUGCGCUGCCAGACGCACAGCUCGCUGCCCCAGAUCUCCUGGGUCUUCUUCUCGCAGCAGCUCUGCCUCCUGCUGGGCAGCGCCCUCGGGGGCGUCUUCAAGAGGACCCUGGGCCAGUCAUUAUGGGUCCUCUUCACCUCCUCUCUGGCCAUCUCUCUGGUGUUUGCUGUCAUCCCCUUCUGCCACAAUGUGAAGGUGCUGGCCACUGUCAUGGCACUGGCGGGCUUGGCCAUGGGCUGCAUCGACACGGUGGCCAACAUGCAGUUGGUGAGGAUCUACCAGAAGGACUCAGCUGUCUUCCUCCAGGUUCUCCACUUCUUUGUGGGCUUUGGAGCUCUGCUGAGCCCCCUCAUUGCUGAUCCCUUCCUGUCUGAGACCAGCUGCGUGCCUGCCAAUGGCACGGUCAGUGUCACCUCCGGCAGCCGCCUGUUCCACGCCUCCGGGGUCCUGGGCCCACACCACGCUGAGGCUCGGCCUCAGGCCAACCAGACGCUCCCCCCGACCCCCCCGCAGGGCGGGGCAGGGACCCGGGUGUCCUACGCCUUCUGGAUCAUGGCUGUGAUUAAUCUCCCGGUGCCCAUGGCUGUGCUGUUUCUGCUGUCCAAAGAGCGGCUGCUGACCUGCUGCACCCAGCGCAGGCCCCUGCUCCUGUCUGCAGAUGAGCUCGCCCUGGAGACGCAGCCGCCGGAGAAGGAAGAUGCAUCCUCGCUGUCCUUGCGCUUUCAGCCACACCCAGGGCAUGAGGACCUUUUCAGCUGUUGCCAGAGGAAGAACUUGAGGGGAGCCCCUUGUUCCUUCUUCGCCAUCCAUGUCACGGCCGCCCUGGUCCUGUUCAUGACGGACGGAAUGACGGGGGCCUAUUCCGCCUUUGUGUAUAGCUAUGCUGUGGAGAAGCCACUCUCUGUGGGACACAAGGUGGCCGGUUACCUCCCCAGCCUCUUCUGGGGCUUCAUCACCCUGGGCCGGCUCAUCUCCAUCCCCAUCUCCUCCAGGGUGAAGCCAGCCACCAUGGUUUUCGUUAAUGUGGUUGGUGUGGUGGUGACCUUCUUACUGCUGCUGGUUUUCUCCUACAACGUUAUCUUCCUGUUUGUGGGGACAGCCAGCCUGGGCCUGUUCCUCAGCAGCACCUUCCCCAGCAUGCUGGCCUACACGGAGGACAUCCUGCAGUACAAAGGCUGUGCCACCACCGUGCUGGUGACGGGGGCAGGCAUCGGGGAGAUGACCCUGCAGAUGCUGGUCGGCUCGGAUGCACCCUGGACUCUCAUCAGUUCCUACCCAAGACAAGCCAGGUGGUGUGGAAGGCUCAGAGUGCUACCAGAGGUAAAACUGGGGGAAGGAGGCAAGCCAAGACGUCCAGCCUCUGGAGCAGCAACACAGACCAGAGUGUUGAAGAAAGCUGGGGACGGAGUGCACGCAGUCUCUUCAUGCCUUGGCUCAGAUAGUCUCCGCUCAUAGCUGGUUGGGUAGAAGACAUUACAUUGAUUUCGGGGACUGGGUCCUCCCCAGGCAAAUCAGUAGAAGUUUACCUGGUUCUUCAAGUUAUCUCCAGUCUUCCAUGGAUCAGACUUUUGUGAAGAGCGGUCCAGUGCCCAGGCCAGCGGGCAGGCAGCACACAUGUCUGCUCCCUCCUGCAUGGCCCACACCCUGGGUUUGGAGAUCACUCUUAAUUGAAGUUUGAAAAAUGGGUUGAAAUUAUAAAGCUUGAUGAUGAUUCACUACACAAAGAUAUAUUUUAAAUUAAUCAAAACAAACCCCACACUAUUUCCUGGCAUGCUGAAAGGAUUUAUAUACUUUUUACCUAUUAAUAAUCCAAAGUCUCUCCAGUUCCUACUGCUGAUAUUUGUUCCUCUGUAAAACAUCAGAAGGAAAAGCUGGAUCGUGUUAUCUGCGGUACACUAAUUCAGUGGUAUGCUGAGCUAGCCCCGACCAGUUUAUAAAAGCUGAUUCUUCAAUUUUCAUUUUGAGAGUUGGUUGUUAAAUGCAGCCAUAAUUAAAAUUUAUAUUUUAGAAACAUAAUUAAAUUACAUUAAAACAAAACUAAUAAAUCCUCAAAAUGCAUCACUUCCCAAUCUUUUUAUAUCUCUGCUUUUGAGGCUAUUUGGUCUAUCCUACUGCAUGGGCAGUGCAGUAAGGGGGGCUUCUGUGCCUCUCCUCCUGGCCCCACCCUCGGGGAGAAGGUGGGGCCUGAGAUCAGCCAGGGUGGGAGCAUUUACACCACAGAAAGUGACAACGCUGCACACCAUGACAUCCCCCUUGCCCCCCCACCCCAGCCGGUGAGGGGCAUUCACCAGCACAGUGCGGCUAGUGAUAAAUGCUCACUGGCUCAGAAGAUGCCUGGGAGGAUGGGACGGAUGUUCUAUUUUUCUUUACUGACAUUAACUAGCUUAGAAAAGGUCAUAGAAAUGGCACUAAGAAUUUUUGAAAAGUGGCUCAUUUAAGUUUUACAUCUUCUUAAAGAUUUAUUUUUAUUUAUUUAUUUAUGCACAUAAGAACUGGGGUGCCAGCCAGCAGUGGUGGGGGGUGGGUAAGAAGAUUCACCAGAGUCAGAGUGGGGAGCAGAACAGGCAAAUCUACUGAAAUACACAGCUGAGGGGAGCAGCGAGUGAGACAGGAGAGGUCUGCUACACCAUGUGGGUCAGCUCCUUGGCCAGGGAUCGAACUCAGGAACUCAGGCUGUAGCAGUGAUAGCGCUGAGACUUAACCCCUAGGCCAACAGGGAGGCCCUAAAUUUUACAUCUUCUAUAGAGAAAAUAACUGUACAUGUCAAGGUUUUUCCCAAAAGCUGGGCAGUGUCUGUUGAGCUGCGGCGGCUGCCCCAGGCGAGGCCUAUGGUGUCACAGCGAGCAUGCAAGCCUGGAACGGGGAGACUUCUGUACGCAGAGAAGCGGCCGCCACAGAGACGGUAUCAUACAGAAGCACACGUAGGCAUGUGGAUCCUGGAUCUCAGUAAGCUGUGCAGGUGCUGUGGUCAGUGCCUGACACACACAGGCUUAGCCAGGUACUUCGCCCACGUCAGCAGUCACGCA
Molecule: messenger RNA, 3247 nt
Organism: Talpa occidentalis (Iberian mole)
Lineage: Eukaryota; Metazoa; Chordata; Mammalia; Eulipotyphla; Talpidae
Gene: SLC60A1
Product: major facilitator superfamily domain containing 4A
Exons: 10
Coding region: 99-1676 (525 amino acids)
Biological process (GO): transmembrane transport
Source: RefSeq, a predicted model, not a curated record